Messenger RNA from Nerophis lumbriciformis (worm pipefish), 7214 nucleotides. It is a transcript of the gene gjd1b, whose product is annotated as gap junction protein delta 1b. Gene Ontology annotation, molecular function: gap junction channel activity. Lineage: Eukaryota; Metazoa; Chordata; Actinopteri; Syngnathiformes; Syngnathidae. Gene Ontology annotation, biological process: cell-cell signaling. The record is from RefSeq and is a predicted model, not a curated record. Gene Ontology annotation, cellular component: connexin complex.
UGUGUGUGGAGAGGUGGGUGCUUGGGGGAUAAAUACGGUGAUGAAGAGUGAGGGAGAGGAGGGGGAGGAGCAGAGAGAUGAAUCCUUUCUCUAAUCCUCUAGACACACGCUCGGUCUGGCUGCCUACUAUAGCUCCGAGAGAGGGAGCGGGAGGCUGCAGGUGGAGGGUGCAAACGGAGAGUGGAACCAAGUGGGGAAGGAGUCAAGGAUGAGGUGGGGACCCCGAAGAAGAGGUCUCUCUUGUUAGGAGGAAUAGAGAGGACGAGGAGGAGGAGGAGGAAGAGGAGAGGGCGGCUUCAAGCGAACUGUUGGCGGGAGAGUGAUGCUUCUCUUUGCCGCUGCUUGAACCAAAACCAAGAGUGAGGAGAAGACGAAGAAGCACUUACUCCGAAGAGAGCGAGAGAGAUCUGGGAGGACAUGAAGAGGACGGGAGAGAAGGACGGAUCUCUUUUAAUUGAGGCUCACAUGAACGCGUGGACAUGACCCCGGUGUGUGUGUGUGAGGAGGUCUUCUCCGGGUGAUGGCUGCCUGUUGGCUCUGAUCGCGGCUGCUCCUUGAAAGUCGUCCCGGGAGACAAGAACUUGUGUGACAGGAAGUGUCGGAGUGGACUCGCGGGGAAGUGGGAAAGGUUCCCAACAGCGCCCACAGUUGCUCUGUCUUGGGCGGAAAAGGAAGAAGGGGACUCGAGCACCUUCCCUGGUGUGUUACUGUAAAGGCCGGGGUCAGCUUUAUUGUCCCUCUCCUCAGUGGAUGCCUCCAAACCGCCGCCAUGGGAGAAUGGACCAUCCUCGAGCGCCUCUUGGAGGCGGCCGUGCAGCAGCACUCCACUAUGAUAGGAAGGAUACUGCUGACGGUGGUUGUGAUCUUUCGCAUCCUGAUUGUGGCUAUUGUGGGGGAGACGGUGUAUGAGGAUGAGCAGACCAUGUUCAUCUGCAACACCCUGCAGCCGGGCUGCAACCAGGCGUGCUAUGACAAGGCCUUUCCUAUUUCCCAUAUCCGCUACUGGGUUUUUCAGAUCAUACUGGUGUGCACGCCCAGCCUCUGCUUCAUCACGUACUCCGUUCACCAGUCGGCCAAACAGAGAGACAGGCGUUACUCCUUCCUCUAUCCCAUAAUGGAGCGGGACUACGGAGGAAGGGAUGGGGCGCGAAAGCUCCGAAAUAUUAACGGAAUUUUAGUUCAGCACGGCGGUGACGGCGGAGGAGGUAAAGAAGAACCGGACUGCCUUGAAGUGAAGGAGAUCCCCAACGCCCCCCGAGGCCUCACCCACGGGAAGAGCUCCAAAGUACGUCGACAGGAAGGGAUCUCACGGUUUUACAUCAUCCAGGUGGUGUUCCGAAACGCCCUGGAGAUCGGAUUUUUGGCAGGCCAGUACUUUCUCUACGGCUUCAGCGUGCCUGGGAUUUUCGAAUGUGACCGCUACCCGUGUCUAAAGGAGGUGGAGUGCUACGUGUCUCGCCCCACGGAAAAAACGGUUUUCCUGGUGUUCAUGUUCGCGGUGAGCGGAAUUUGCGUGGUGCUCAACCUGGCCGAGCUCAACCAUCUGGGCUGGCGCAAGAUUAAAGCGGCCAUCAGGGGCGUCCAGGCCCGCAGGAAAUCCAUUUGUGAGAUCAGGAAGAAAGACAUGGCGCAUCUGUCCCAACCGCCCAACCUGGGGCGCACACAGUCCAGCGAGUCAGCUUACGUCUGAUGAUAAAGAGCAGAGGAAGAGGAGUGGAAUGAAUGUGCGGGAGUGCAAAAAAAAAAAAAAGGCAGCGACUAUGAUUUUUAAAGGGAUGGAGAGGUCAAAUCAGAUGAAGGGACGCCUCUCUGUGAUGACGGGAUGAAGACCAACCCUCCACCUGGGUCACUUGAGGAGUGAAAACUGAAAAUUCAAACAUCUUUCGAGAGCUGUUCUAACUGCAUUUUUUUUUAACUACAAUCUCCUCUGUCCUAUUUUAAAUCCUCAAAAGGCAGGACAGGGAACAACUGAGUGGAAGAGAACUGUUUUAUGUUAUUUUGGGCUAGUGGGAUUGGGGAGGCUGGGGGGCGGAGGGGGGACAUGACAACAGUCCAUGGUGCUUUUCUGGACUGUGUCAGUGUCAGUGUCAGUGAAAAAAAGGGAUGGACGACGGGUCAGGGGGGGUGAGCCGCAACAGCGUGAGGAAAAGGGACGGAAGACCCGUCGGAGCCAACGUCGGGGGAAGGGGGGGGGGAUAAGGCAAGUUUGUGAGGGCGGAAGAUUAGAACGUGAAAGAAGAGUCGCAUCCCCCAGCGGCGGGAGAGUGAAGCCGAGUGAGAAAAAGCUGCUUCUGAUCACCGUCAUCCUUGUCCGAGCCAAAGCCAAGAGAAGAAGAGUGAUGAUGUUUAUGUUUUGUCUCUUGGCAAAAGAUUAUUUCAACACAAACACAGCUAGUACCACACCCCCCCAACCCCCCAACCCCUCAGCCCCUUCCCUAUUUGUCGCUUACGCCACAGUUGGCAGCUAUGCUAGACCCCCAGGGGGCUGCUCGGGAUGACAGUAAUGACCCCUUGCUGCUCUCCUUCUACGUCCAUGUUGGAGAGGAACAAGUGAACAGGAAGACGCGGAGUGUGUAAACGCUCCCAAAGCACAAACCAAACGGUCCUCCGAUGCGGCAUUCCAGGGCGCUGAGAGUCGAGGGAGAGGGAACGAGAGGAGAAGCCAUCAUUUUAUUUUUACAGCUUGAAUUCAUUCUACGACAUAUAUCAACAACGUCUUAUGCUUUUCUUUUGAGAACGCAAUGGUGCCAUCCUUGACAGAUUUUAAACAUUCUUGAAAAGAUGAAUAUAGCGUAUCAAUGAUGUUAUUUAUACAUUUAGAGUAUAUCCAAAUAGAUUUAUUUAUCUUUAUGGGUGAGUCCUUUGGGACGUCACGUUCAAUUUUCCAAAUGUGUUUUGUCUUUUUUUUAAAAUUUUUUUUUAAAAUUCUUUUUCACUAAUGAAACUGCUUAAUGACAUGAGAAUGAAAGGGUUACCCCUCAUGAGCUAUUGUUUUUUAAACAAUAUUAGUGCGUGCAACUGAUUUUGCGAUGUCUUCCGGAGAGCCAGCGUCCUCUGCAGCGGACAUUUAAGUUUUGCAGAACAUGCCCGCAAUUGUCUGACGACUAGGGAUGUGUACCGUAUUUUUCGGACUAUAAGUCGCAGUUUUUUUCAUAGUUUGGCCGGGCUCCAGUACAACUUAUAUAUGUUUUUUUCCUUCUUUAUUAUGCAUUUUCGGCAUACUCCGGUGCGACUUAUGCUCCGAAAAAUACGGUACUUAAUCUGUACAACCGGGUACCGAUUCACGUAAAACCAAACAGUGCCAUAUUCCGAUACCUUUGUAGCACGGGACGUCAGGUCCGGUUACAGACUCGGAUACAACUAGUCAAGCACUCAUAGCGGACUCAGUAGUACUGAACAUGUUCCCUGCCAACAAAGCAAGAAGGCGCUCAAAAGCACAGUAAGGCGCCACUUUUCAAACUGCGUAAGCUCGAUGCUAAUUUACAUUGGAUUUGCCACAGACAUGCUAAAGAUUAUUAUUAGCGAUUAUACAUGGCGAUUUCAACACCUCCAAAUUUAGUAAUAAAAACUACAACUGGGAUGCAAGUUACAAUCAAACAGCUGUAAUACGUGCAAUACUUACAGUAUGUACAGUUGUAGGGUUCAACAAAAGAAAAGACUGGCACUUUCAAUUUACUGGCUUAGGCGACACACUGUAGUCUAUACACUACCGCCAUCUAACCUCUUGGAAUUGCAACUGCAUGCUUCAACCCAGCAGGCAUAAGACAUUGAAACAAUAUUGAGAACCUGUAGAAUUAGGUCCUGACGUCGAGCACUUCUUACUUAACGUUGAAACAACAUGCUUUUUGACAACCUUUAAUCACUGUCAGGUUGUGACGUUGAUUUGACCAUUGAGAUUUGGUCGUUUCCCAACCAACGACGUGGAUCCAACGUUAGACAUCAACGGUGUCUCAAUUUAAAAAUACAACUAUUUUGCAACAUUGCUUCAGAGUCAGUUUUAAAGGGGAACAUUAUCACCAGACCUAUGUAAGCGUCAAUAUAUACCUUGAUGUUGCAGAAAAAAGACCAUUUAUAUUUUUUUAACCGAUUUCCGAACUCUAAAUGGGUGAAUUUUGGCGAAUUAAACGCCUUUCUAUUAUUCCCUCUCGGAGCGAUGACGUCACAACAUGACGUCACAUCGGGAAGCAAUCCGCCAUUUUCUCAAACACAUUACAAACACCGAAUCAAAUCAGCUCUGUUAUUUUCCGAUUUUUCGACUGUUUUCCGUACCUUGGAGACAUCAUGCCUCGUCGGUGUGUUGUCGGAGGGUGUAACAACACGAACAGGGACGGAUACAAGUUGCACCAGUAGCCCAAAGAUGCGAAAGUGGCAAGAAAUUGGACGAAAUUUGUUCAAAAUACGAGGGUGUGGGGAAAGCCCACGAAAAUGGUCAGUCAUUUGUUCCGCACACUUUACCGACGAAAGCUAUGCUACGACAGAGAUGGCAAGAAUUUGUGGAUAUCCUGCGACACUCAAAGCAGAUGCAUUUCCAACGAUAAAGUCAAAGAAAUCUGCCGCCAGACCCCCAUUGAAUCUGCCGGAGUGUGUGAGCUAUUCAGGGACAAAGGACCUCGGUAGCACGGCAAGCAAUGGCGGCAGUUUGUUCCCGCAGACGAGCGAGCUAAACCCCCUGGAUGUCUUGGCUCACACUGCUUCUACCGUCCCUUAUGCCACCGAAAAUGAUCAAGAGAAGAAUAUCGACCCUAACUUCCCUGGCAUGCUGACAUCAACUCCAAAACUGGACAGAUCAGUUUUCAGGAAAAGAGAGCGGAUGAGGGUAUGUCUACAGAAUAUAUUAAUUGAUGAAAACUUUAUUCAUUACUCGCGGUUUUUACGUAAAUUAUUAUACAUAAACUGUGUUUACUAAUAAUUUAGCUUAAAAACAUUACAACACUUAACAACAAACACAUACCAAUCGUUGGUAAGAAGGCGAUCGCCGAAUUUGUCCUCGCUUUCUCCCGUGUCGCUGGCUGUCGUGUCGUUUUCGUCGGUUUCGCUUGCAUACGGUUCAAACCGAUAUGGCUCAAUAGCUUGAGUUUCUUCUUCAAUUUCGCUUAAGCCGCUGAAAUCCGAGUCUGAAUCCGAGCUAAUGUCGCUACCUUGCUGUUCUAUCCGCCAUGUUUGUUUGUAUUGGCAUCACUAUGUGACGUCACAGGAAAAUGGACGGGUGUAUAUAACGAUGGUUAAAAUCAGGCACCUUGAAGCUUUUUUUAGGGAUAUUGCGUGAUGGGUAAAAUUUUGAAAAAAACUUCGAAAAAUAAAUUAAGCCACUGGGAACUGAUUUUUAAUGGUUUUAAUCCUUCUGAAAUUGUGAUAAUGUUCCCCUUUAAAGGUCAUGUAUGUAUAAUCAACAUUGUAUGAAUGUCUUGUGCCUGCUGGGAUAAUAAUAUAUAAUACAGUACAGUACUUGCAAGUGAGACACAACAUUGUAAGAAAACAAGAUGACAAUUGAACAGCACAGCUCAGUGUUAAAUACUAAAUGAAAAAAAAUAUAAUUAAACAUUCAUGAACAUUUUUGAACAUACACAUUAGUAACACAAAAUUGGUAUCGUUGAGUACUGGUAUUGAGUCCCAAGUACCGGGAUUGAAAUUUGAAAGGUACCCAUCCCUACUGGCAGACAGACCAGACUGUACCAUGCCUCCCGCACAAAGUCAGCUGGGAUAGGCUCCAGCAUGCCUGCGACCCUUAUGAGGUUAAGCGGCACAGAAAGAGGAUGGAUGUGGCUAUUUCCCGAAAAUGUGUAGCUCUGACAAAAGAAAAGAAACGGCCACUGCAGAGGAUGCUGGUUCUCAGGACGAUAUGCAAUGUUUUGAAAAGUGCUGGGAAAAAAAUAAUCAAAAGUUUGUUAGUUUUUUUUCCCACAGAAAGCCUUGUUUUGCUUCAUCAAAAUCUGCUGCACAGCUUCAGGCAACCAAGGCCUGUGAGCCAUUUGAAAAAAAAAGGCAUGUUUACAUGAUGCAAUGUUGUUGAAUGAUCAAGCUGUGUUACCAAUGAAUAGUAGAUUGCAUGUGCAUUGAUCUCCUGUGGGGGUUUCAGCUUGCAUGCAAUGUAUGAGAAACGUAAAAGAGAGCUUUGAAAGAAGAAUCAUUUUUUUUUAAAGUGUUGCACCUUGAUUUGGGAGAGUGGCAGACAGAAGGAACUCUGAUUAGGUAGAAUUGUGUUGUCAGACACACACACAUAAACACUGUUACAAACUCACUGUGCGCCUAUGAAACCAGAUAUAUGGACGGUAAUGUUGACUAUAAAAGGGUUUUGGCUACCUCUUCAUCUGUUGGCAACCGAGAACGACCCAUUUAAAUCAUUUUGACUGAUUCUUGUACUGAGACAAAGAUGCCUCGACACGGUGAUGAUGAUAUCAGUUGUGACUAAACACCAGAAUGCUUCUUACGCACAACAUAGCAAACUCAACAGACACGUUGUCUUAUGUGGUGGUCACCAGAGGGGAAGAAACAACAGAUUAUUAAUCACAAGGCACUUAGGGUUAGAGCUAGGGGAUUUAACCCUAACCCUCAUACAUGAAAAAACAUAUGUCCGAUGUUUACAAUGUUAACAAGUCACCUGAUUACAAUCGCACAAUGUACAAUGUACAUAAUAUGCAUAACAAUAAUAAUAAUACAUUCAAAUGACCGAGGCUAUUACUGUUUUGAAUGUGGAUCUGUUUACUUUACAUGUACAUUCUUACUGAUUUAGGGUCAAGUCAAGUAGCGCUAGCAAGGCAUUGUCCAGUGCAACACAACGUACUAUUGCACAGCCACACUCACUGGCAUCCGUUACAUUAGCAGAACUGGCGUUCAACUUCAAAAGUUUCACUGUAUGUCCAUUAGAGUUGCAUUUAAAGGCCUACUGAAAUGCGAUUUUCUUAUUUAAACGGGGAUAGCAGGUCCAUUCUAUGUGUCAUACUUGAUCAUUUCGCGAUAUUGCCAUAUUUUUGCUGAAAGGAUUUAGUAGAGAACAUCAACGAUAAAGUUUGCAACUUUUGGUCGCUGAUAAAAAAGCCUUGCCUGUACCGGAAGUAGCAGACGAGUAGCGUGACGUCACAGGUUGUGGAGCUCCUCACAUCUGCACAUUGUUUACAAUCAUGGCCACCAGCAGCGAGAGCGAUUCGGACCGAGAAAGCGACGGUUUCCCCAUUAAUUUGAGCGAGGAUGAAAGAUUCGUGGAUGAGGAAAGUGAG